Molecule: messenger RNA, 2421 nt
Organism: Penicillium vulpinum
Lineage: Eukaryota; Fungi; Ascomycota; Eurotiomycetes; Eurotiales; Aspergillaceae
Exons: 8
Coding region: 1-2421 (806 amino acids)
Source: RefSeq, a predicted model, not a curated record
AUGCAGCUCCUCCACGCCCUCACUGUGCUUUGCUCUCUGUCUCGGUUCCAAACACUGGUCUCAGCAGAAAAUACAAACCCCUCUGCGGAUCUAGAAUCCAAAGAGGCUGACACUCCGUUACCAGCAAGCCUCAUCCUACAGCGCAAUGCCGCUAUAACAUCCCAACUUGCAGCAGGACCAGCCCACGGCGUGAAGAAAAUGAGUGAUGACGAAGGCGAGAAAUUCUUCCUCGACUACUGGAGUUUCGGGGAUGUCUCUUCAUCAGGUAACAUAUCUGAGCGACACCUCGCCGAUGAAGACGGAUUUUCCCCUGCCAGCUUUGUGGCCCAAUCAUUCCCAUUCGAGCCAUCUUAUUCUUUGGGCUCAGAUGGAGAUGGUGAAUUCUUUCCUAGGGGAAACAGGGACAGCGCAAACAAUCUGUUCGAGAAACGAGAAUUUAAGUGCCCGACUGGGACAUCGGCGUGCACUUCUAUCGGUCGAUCCGAUCGCUGCUGUGGGUCCGGGGAGACGUGUGAGAUCGUCGCUGACACGGGAAAUGGCAAUGUUGGCUGUUGUCCUAGCUGGAAGAAGUGCUCUGGGAUGAUUGGGUCGUGUACGAAUGGGUAUACAGCUUGCUCUCAGGCUUUGGGGGGUGGAUGUUGUAUUCCAGGAUAUGAUUGUGUUCCAGGGGGAUGUGCAUAUAUCACCGUCAUUACAGUCACUCUUCAUUCGACCGUGGUGUUGUCUACUGUGACCUACUCGACCAAACCGGAGGAUAGUACUUCAGCUUCUAUUCCCUGCUCUUCCUCAACGACCUCUUCCCAUACUAGCAAGACCACAACAAGCGAUGGCUUGGCACCGCCAGCACGGCCUACGAACCUCUCAACAGUAACCAGUGUUACCCGCGGCGAGGACGUCUGUCCGACUGGCUUCUAUGCCUGUUCCGCUGUUCACCACGGUGGCUGCUGCCGCACCGGACGAGACUGCGAUACAACCUCAUGCCCGAUCACAUAUUCGACGACUAUGAUCUCGAAUGAUGUGACGAUUGUAGCGCCUGUCGCGACAACAACGGCACAAUCCGGCGGGAACCGGUGCGCUCAGGGUUGGUUCCACUGUGCUGACACUGUGGGUGGAGGAUGUUGUCCCAUGGGAUAUGCAUGUGGCUCUAGUUGUACUGCAAGGGACACUGUAUUUGCAACGACCGUUGCCAAGGAACAAGCGACCGCGCCUAGCGGAGAUGGCAUGAUGCAUCGGGUUAGCAAAAUGAUGUUAGGGAUGAUGCUGGGGAUGAGUGUGGGAGCGGAGACUUACCGGGUGCUGCACUCGGAUUUGAUCACCGAAUCUCGCCGACACCGGCAACCUCCUCUUUUCUCACUUCUUCUUUCUCCCAACCCUCUCGUGUUUUUCAAUGACUUUGCGAUCCCAAUAUUGCCCAAUUAUGGCCCCACACUGACAUCCUACAGCGCCAUCAUGUCCGACGCUCCCCAGGCACCCCUCCCCUUCAUUUACCAGUUCGCCGCCGGUGCGGUGGCUGGUGUCUCAGAGAUCCUGAUCAUGUACGGCUCCCCACCCUAUUUCCUUGCUUGCAUAAUUGCUCCUGUUAGAGAUAUGCCUGGUAUAGUACCCUCUGGACGUGCUCAAGACUCGAAUACUGGUGCCCCUGUCCCUGGUGUCGACCACUACGAUGGCAUGUUCGAUUGCUUCCGUAAGAUUGUUAAGAACGAGGGUGCUUCCCGUCUAUACCGUGGUAUCUCCGCGCCCAUCCUGAUGGAGGCACCUAAGCGUGCGACCAAAUUCGCCGCCAACGACAGCUGGGGUGCUUUCUACCGCAACCUGUUCGGUGCGGAGAAGCAGACCCAAGGUCUAGCCACUCUGACCGGAGCCACCGCCGGAGCAACUGAAGCCAUCGUUGUUGUUCCUUUCGAGCUAGUCAAGAUCCGUCUGCAAGACAAGGCCCAGGCCCACAAGUACAACGGCAUGUUCGACGUUGUGAAGAAGAUCAUUGCCGCCGAAGGCCCACUCGCAAUGUACAACGGCCUUGAGUCGACCAUGUGGCGCCACAUCCUGUGGAACGCCGGCUACUUCGGCUGUAUCUUCCAGGUCCGCGCACAGCUCCCCGCCGUCGAGCCCGGCAACAAGAACCAGCAGACCCGCAACGACCUGAUCGCCGGUACCAUUGGUGGUAUCACUGGUACUGUCCUCAACACCCCCAUGGACGUUGUCAAGUCCCGUAUCCAGAACACCUCCAAGGUCGCCGGCCAGGUUGCCAAGUACAACUGGGCCUGGCCUGCUCUCGGCACAGUGAUGAAGGAGGAGGGCUUCUCUGCCCUGUACAAGGGCUUCACUCCUAAGGUGCUGCGUCUCGGCCCUGGUGGUGGUAUUCUGCUUGUUGUUUACACUGGUGUCAUGGAUUUCUUCCGCAAGAUGCGCGAUGAAAAAUAA